Molecule: messenger RNA, 1611 nt
Organism: Solanum verrucosum
Lineage: Eukaryota; Viridiplantae; Streptophyta; Magnoliopsida; Solanales; Solanaceae
Product: berberine bridge enzyme-like 22
Exons: 1
Coding region: 1-1611 (536 amino acids)
Molecular function (GO): FAD binding; oxidoreductase activity
Source: RefSeq, a predicted model, not a curated record
AUGAGAAGCUUUCAAAUUUUCUCUGUUUUAUUCUUUUCACUCUUUUUGGCAAAAUGUUACUCCAAAAAAGAAGGUUUUCUUCAUUGUCUUACCAAAUACUCCCAAAAAAACGUUACGAAAAACAUUUACUCCCCAAAUUCUCCAACUUAUUUAUCUAUCCUGGAAUAUGCCCAGAAAAAUCCCAGAUGGUUCAAUUCUUCACAUCCCGUUUUCAUUGCAUCCCCUAAGAAAGAAUCAGAAAUCAGGCCGGUCAUUCUUUGUAGUAAGAAAAUAGGCCUAGAAAUCACGAUUAAAAGCGGUGGCCAUGACUAUGAAGGCAUAUCUUAUCGCUCUGAAUCCCCUUUUGUUAUGCUUGAUUUAAGCAAUCUUAAUAAAAUCAAGAUUAAUUUAAAGGAAGAAACAGCUUGGGUUCAAGCAGGGGCAACCAUCGGCCAGCUUUACUAUGCAAUUGCCAAGAAAAGUAAAGUUCAUGGAUUUCCAGGCGGCGUAUGCUUCAGUGUUGGCACUGGUGGAAUGAUCAGUGGUGGUGGGCUCGGUGCAUUGAUGAGGAAAUUUGGCCUGGCAGCUGAUAACGUUGUAGACGCUCAUGUAAUGGAUGUUAGAGGAAAAAUUCUUGACAGAGAGAAAAACAAAGAUUUGUUUUGGGCGAUAAGAGGAGGUGGAGGAGCAAGUUUCGGUGUUAUUCUAGCAUGGAAACUAAAAUUGGUUCGUGUUCCUGAAAAGCUGACCGUUUUCACUAUUCGUAGGAAAUUAGAGGGUAACCGAAAUCUCCUUCAAAAAUGGGAAAACAUAUCUCAUCAACUCCCUGAAGAUUUGUUCAUUAGAGCUGUUGUUCAAAAUCGCAGAUCAUCAGAAGGAAAUGUUACUAAAAAGUAUGUUGAAUUCUAUUUUCAAGCACAAUAUGUUGGCCCUGUUGACGAAUUAAUUCCUCUCCUGAAACAAUACUUCCCUGAGUUUAAUUUGGAGCGAAAAGAUUGCUACCAAGAGAAUACUACUGCUCAAGCAGAGAAAGAAUGUCACGAAGUCCCCUGGAUCGGAUCAGUCUUACAUUUAUUUUUCAGAAAACCAAAUGAUUCACCUAAAGUUUUGCUAGAAAAGAGAAUUCCAACACGGAAAAAUUUCAACAAAGGGACAUCUGAUUUUGUGAAGACUCCAAUUCCGGAUAGUGGUUGGGAAAUGAUAGAAAGACUGCUUUUGGAAGAAGAAAGAGUUCAGAUGAUAAUGGAGCCAUUAGGUGGGAAAUUAGAUGAAAUAUCAGAAUCGGAAAUUCCAUUCCCUCAUAGAAAGGGAAAUUUGUAUACUAUUCAGUACUUGGUGAACUGGGGCGAUAACAGCGAGAGUAUAUCAAGCAUGAAGAUAGCAUGGCUGAGGAAAUUUUACAAGGAAAUGGAGCCAUAUGUUGCAAAAUCUCCGAGAACGGCUUACCUGAAUUACAGGGACUUUGGUUUAGGUACAAAUGAAGAGGAUUACAGUUAUUCCAAGGCCAAAAUAUGGGGUGAAAAGUAUUUCAAGGGCAAUUUUGAGAGGCUGGCUAAAGUGAAGAGGAAGGUGGAUCCAAAAAAUUUCUUUAGAAAUGAACAAAGUGUACCACCUUACCAUUUAUCUCACUGA